Messenger RNA from Corythoichthys intestinalis (scribbled pipefish), 6194 nucleotides. RefSeq names its product interphotoreceptor matrix proteoglycan 2a (gene impg2a). Gene Ontology annotation, molecular function: heparin binding; hyaluronic acid binding. NCBI's taxonomy places the organism in Eukaryota, Metazoa, Chordata, Actinopteri, Syngnathiformes, Syngnathidae. The record is from RefSeq and is a predicted model, not a curated record. Gene Ontology annotation, biological process: visual perception. Bases 344 to 3538 code for a protein of 1064 amino acids. The transcript has 23 exons.
UAUAUUAUGCUAAUAUUUGCUAUAUUAGCAAACAGUCAUUCCUUCAGGGAAAUCAUCUCGUCUAAAGCCUUCUUCUCCUUUCCCCCAGUCGCUCCAGUAACUCCACUAAAAGGCUUAUCUUAAACAGGAUUAGGGCUUCAAAGAUCUUUUCUCCCGCGGCCAUCUGCCCAUCUUCCUUGAGACAGUAAGUGUCUUGCGAGCACCAUGUCACCGGAUCUCCGUUGUUUUUGUGGGGAAACGGCAAGACGUCGCUUGCUCCAAGGGUUGUGACCUUCUUUCGCACCGGGUGGCUUUUGAACUAUGCCAACUUGCAGGAUAUUAUUGCAAAACCCAAGAGGAAGUAAUGCUUUCAGGAUCUAAACAAGGAUUUAAAAUGUCCAUCUUGUGGAGAUGUCUUUUAUUUAGUUUAGUGUUCAUGAUUUUGAGCCUGAGGACAGACGCCAACCUGGAAGGAUCUUCCAUGGGUCCGCUGGAGUUUCCUCUGGAUAGCGAGCCGGCACCUUUCCAGCGUAUUGUUCGUUUGUCCGAAGUCAGGGUGUCCCGAGAAGGUCGCUCGGCUCUGUCCAGACGAAAACGCAAUAUCCUCUUUCCAAGUGGAGUCAAGCUGUGCGCGCAGGAGACUGCCAAGCAGGUGGUGGCAAACCACCUCAGUUUUUUCAAUCUCAGAGUGUGCCAAGAGACUGUGUGGGAGGCUUUCAAAAUAUUUUGGGACCGUCUCCCUGAGCAGGAAGAGUACCAAAGUUGGAUGAACCAGUGCCAGGAGGGGGAGGUGACGGCACGAGACAUCGGCGCCUACUUCAGCCAAUCGGAGGAGCACCAGGGAGUGGUCAAAAAGAAAAUGUCAGUGCCUGGCUUGAAAAGUGAACCCACCAAGUCUGGACAGCAUACCUGCAGCACUCCGGCCCCCGACGUGACCAUCACCACUAAGUCUCCUGCCAAAGAAGAAGAUUUGGGCGACGCAGAAAAAGUGGAGGAUGCGCCAGUCCUUGUGCCAGACAUUGUGGUAAUCCCCGGUUUACGAACGAGCUCCGUUCCUACACUGCUGAACAACGACAUUCCGGUUGAGCCGGUUCCCGCGGCCGUAUUGGAACAGGUGGUGGAGCUGAGCAUCCUCUUGACGGGCGUCAUGUACAAUAAUGAGUUGGACGACCAUUACUCGCUACACUAUCAGACGCUUAGCAGACAGCUUGCUCAGAAGAUUGAGGAUGCUCUAUUGGGACUUCCUGGUUUCAAGAGCGUGUCCGUGAUGGACUUCAGGCCUCACAGGGAUCUUCAAGGUUUUUCACUCAGGGUGGACGGUAUCGUGGUGGACUACGCGGUCACCCUGGUGGUGGACGACACGGGCAUCAGCAGCGACCAACUGGAUUACUUGACAUUGCAGUCCAACCAGGUAGAGAACUCAUACCGCGAGGUCAAGGAGCACCCGACGCUGGUCUACGCCAUCAGCGAGCUCAAGACCUUUGUGACCGAGGACCUUCUGAAGGACGCCCUUGAGAGCGUGCCCGAGACCCCCGAGACCAUCCAUGCUGCAGAGGAAACCUCGGAUGAACCAGCGGAGCUCCCCCUCCCGGACGACAUCUUGAACGACGUCAAGCGAGAACAAUUGCUGCCUGAAAGCACCGGAGGAGACACUGAGGAGACGUCCGAAAGCGACAUUGUUGUCCUGGAGGAGAGUGUUGAAAUAUCCUCCCCUGCUGUGGUUGCGACACCUGUGCCUGAAACUGAAAGCAUCAGUGAUGAGGAUCUGCUUCUGGAAAACAGUGUGCAAACCGCCACUGUAGACAAACCUCCGGACGAAGACCAGCAGGAGCCUCCUCCCUCUGAAGUUCAGGAUGAAAUCACGUUGCCUGAACCGCCAGUGACGGUGGAGGCCUCGGGCACGGGCGACUUGGACAGCCUGCUGUGGCCUGAGACAACUCCGGCAGCGGAAGGCACUGAAGAUGUGGUCGUUCUGGAAGAGGAGCAUCUGGACAAUGGUGUCGACAGCGAAGAUCUUGCGAGUGAAACCGCUGAGGAUGAUUUAGCCUCUGAUAUAUUGAGCGAGGCAACCGAGAGUGAAGCACAAACUCCAGAUUUAGUUAAGGAAGCGCCGCCGUCACUGGAAGAACCUCCAGAAGCGUCCGAGAUCGCGACCGACGAUCUGGCGGAUGACGAUAUUUUGCUGGUCAACAAAGAGACACCGGAAGCUGAGGUCGUCAUUCCGCCGAACCCUCCCCAACCAACUGCCAUGUCCGCUGAGAAGGAUUCACCCUUCACGCGUGUAGCUGAUAUCAAUACAGAUGGCCAACCUGACAUCAUUAUCCCUUCACUCGCAGAGAUCCUGGAUAGCGAUGAAGAAGAUUCUCCCAUUGAAGACCCCCUUAACGACAUCUUAAAUUACGGCUUGAUCAACCACACCGAGGAAGGCAGCACGGGAUUCCCAUUUAGCAUCUCGCAUGGCACUGACCCAGCUGGUAUCGCUCUGCCGGCCAACCCUGGCCGAGCGCUCAUGGUGUUCUUCAGCCUGAGGGUGACCAACAUGAUUUUUUCCGAGGAUCUCUUCAACAAGAGUUCGGCAGAGUACAAAGCAUUGGAGCAACGCUUCCUAGAACUGCUUGUCCCCUACCUGCAGUCCAACUUGAGCAAUUUUGAGAAUUUGGAGAUCCUAAAUUUCCGCAACGGGAGCAUCGUAGUCAACAGUCGAAUGAAGUUCGGCAAGCCCGUGGCGCAGGGCGUCACUACCACAGUGUAUCUGAUCCUGGAGGACUUCUGCAACACUGCAUACCAAACUAUGAACCUGGCCAUCGAUAAAUACUCCCUGGAUGUCGAGUCAGGCGACCAGGCCGACCCGUGCAAAUUCCAGGCGUGCAACGAGUACGCCCAGUGCAAGGUGAACAAGUGGUCGGGCGAGGCCGAGUGCGUGUGCAACGCCGGCUACUUCAGCGUGGACGGCCUGCCUUGUCAGAGCAUCUGCGAUCUGCGCAGCGACUUUUGCCUUAACGACGGCAAGUGUGACAUCAUCCCCGGCCAGGGAGCCAUCUGCAGGUGUCGUGUUGGAGAAAACUGGUGGUACCGAGGAGAGCACUGCGAGGAGUACGUAUCUGAGCCUCUGGUGGUCGGCAUCGCGGUGGCCUCGGUGGCCGGAUUCCUUUUGGUGGCGUCCGGAGUCAUCUUCUUUCUUGCCAGGACCUUACGGGAUCAGUACGAUAAGGAUGAGUCAGAAGACCCGAUACGGCAUGCCGAGAGCAUUCCGUCGCUCGAGAGGGCGACCAAGUACAACCCCAUGUAUGAGAGCGAGGCAACCACCGGCUACAGCCACUACUACCGUCGUUACCCGGAGGCUCCUGUCUACAGCAGCGCCAGCGCCGAGGCCUCCACCGACUUCAGCAGCGAGGAGAUCCGACACAUCUACGAGAACAGUGAACUGACCAAGGAAGAAAUCCAAGAUAGGAUACGCAUCAUCGAGCUCUACGCCAAGGACCGUCAGUUUGCAGAUUUCGUGCGGCAGCAUCAAGCUGUUCUGGACACCCGAAGAGAAAGUUCUUCUGCCCAGACAUGAAACAAGAAGAACGAUACCUCUGUGUUCUGAGCAAUCAAACAUCACACAAGUGGCUGCAGACUGUCCUUCCUCCCUCUUCCUUCCUGGUGCCUUGAGCCGGACAUCCCUCCAUGGAAAGUUACUUAAAGCUUGAAAUCUUGUCAAACGGACGACGACAAACAACGUCAAGCAUUUACUUAUUUAAACACAGUAACAUACUGUAGUCUAGCAAUUAGAAAAUACUCAAGACGAGUUAGCUGCGAUUUAGUGGAUGGUGCUAUGUUAUUUAUGUUUUAUUGAGGUUUUAAAUGUAGUCAUCUACCAUGAAAUGUCAGGAUAAACCUUUGUCUAAUGCAGUACUUGGCGUCAAGGUGGCCAAAUAUUCUCUCUGGUGGAAGUGUUUUCACAACAUUUCAAGGCUCCACUAAAUCAGACUAUUGGACAUGUUUGCCGGCGGUUUUGAGAAAUAAAUGAAAACACGUUUCGCUGAGGGAGAAUGUUUUGAACAAAUGGUUGGAUUUUCAUGUCAUUGCUAAAGACUUAAGGAAAAGUGACAAAAACGCUUGAAGGUUAGCAGCAAUUCCUUCUCAAUGCAACUACCAGUUUGGCCCCGUUGUCGUGUUUGUUUUGUUUUUCUGUCAAAUUCUACCCUUGGACACAUUACCCUAACAUCAGCGUUGUCCCAUUGAACGGUAAAUCGUAGCUGUCCAGCUUUGUUACGAUGUUUAUCUCCCUUAAGAAAACUGCACACAUUGACAGAUGGGGAACAUCAUGCCUUUUCCAAUCACUCAUUCAUAUGACAGUGGAACCUCUUAAGUCGGACCAGUUCGCACAAUUCGGAAUUUGACCCACUUGGAAGAUGCACAGCACAACGAUUGGCUUUUUAAGAGAAGAACAAUAUGAAACUAGAGACGGAUAAAACUUGGAUUAGUCCGAAUUAACAUGUUUUGCUCGUCUAGCUGUAAAAACAGGAGCAACUGACUAAUAAGUUAUUACGUUUACCUAUAAAUUAUCAAAAUGAUGGCUCAAAACACAGUCUUAUACGUCAUUGUACUGUCUUCUCCGAGACGUUGGAGCUAAGUCCUUGUUACUUGUGAGCGUUAGCAUAGCGUUAGCGUUAGCAUGAGGCUAAUGCUAAAAAGCGAAUGUCCUUUUAAACUUUUUUUUUUUUUUACAUACGUACAGGUGAGUAUAAUUAAUUGAAAAUAAUGUACUGUUUUACUGUUGAGUGUUUAUUAGAACUAAGUUUGAGUUGUCCUCCCGCAUCCUAAAAACAUGCUUGGUUGGUCGACUGAACGCUCUGAAAUCUCCAUACAGUGGUAUGAAAAGUAUCUGAACCUUUUGGAAUUUCUCACAUUUCUUCAUAAAAUCAUAAUCAAAUGUGAUCUGAUCUUUGUCAAAAUCACACAGAUGAAAAAAGUGUCUCCAUUAACUAAAACCACCCAAACAUUUAUAGAUUUUCAUAUUUUAAUAAUGAUAUUAUGCAAACAUUGACAGAAGAGGGGAAAAUAAUUGAGUGAACCCUCUGCCUAAGGAGAUUUAAAGAGCAAUUGAAACCAAUUUUUCCAAACUUUUUAAGUCAGGUGUGGGCCCAAUUACUUAUGAGUGGUUUAAAGCUGCCCUGCCCACUAUAAAACACACACCUGGUAAGAAAUGUCUUGAUGAGAAACAUUGUCUGAAGUGCAUCAUGGCUCGGUCAAAAGAGCUGUCUGAAGACCUGGGAUCAAGGAUUGUUGAUUUGUAUAAAGCUGGGAAAGGAUACAAAACUGACUCUCAAAGUCUGGAUGUUCAUCAAUCGACAGUCAGAGAAGUGGUCUACAAAUUGAGAGAGUUUGGCACUGUUGCUUCUCUCCCAAGGAGUGGCCGUCCACUAAAGAUGACGCCAAUAGUUCAAUGCAGAAUACUCAGAGAGGUAAAAAACAACCCUAGAGUGUCUGCUAAAGACUUACAGAAAUCACUGCCACUGUCCAAUAUCUCUGCACGCGUCAACUACAUGUAAAACUAUGGUCAAGAAUGGUAUUCAUGGGAGGACUCCACAGAGGAAGCCACUGCUGUCUAAAAAAAACAUUGUUCCUCGUUUAAUGUUCGCAAAAAGGCACUUGGACUCUGCACAGAAGUGUUGGCAAAAUAUUUUUUGGACUGAUGAAACCAAAGUUGAAUUGUUGGGGAGUAACACAGAACGUCAUGUGUAGAGGAAAAAUGGAACAGCUCACCAACAUCAACACCUCAUCCCCACCGUGAAGCAUGGUGGCAGGUGCAUCAUGAUUUGGGGAUGUUUUGCUGCCUUGGGGCCUUGACAAAUUGCAAUCAUUAAUGGAAGAAUGAAUUCAAAAGUUUAUCAGGUUGUUUUGCAGGAAAUCCUGAGGCUGUCAGUCAGACAAUUGGAGCUAAAAAGAGGAUCAAUGCUGCAACAAGACAAUGAUCCAAAACACAGUAGUAAAUCAACUUCAGAAUGGUUUCAGAAGAACAAAAUGCACGUUCUGGAGUGGCCAAGUCAAAGUCCAGACCUGAGAUACUGUGGAAUGACCUGAAGACCGCGAUUCAUGCCAGACAUUCCAGGAAUCUGACUGAACUACAGCAGUUUUGUAGAGAAGAAUAGGCCGAGAUUAGUCCUGAUCGAUGUGCCUCUCUGAUCUGCAGCUACAGGAAGCGUUUUGUUGAAGUUAUUGCUGCCAAA